Hippopotamus amphibius kiboko is the source of this 5351-nucleotide messenger RNA. It is a transcript of the gene NSUN6, whose product is annotated as NOP2/Sun RNA methyltransferase 6. The transcript is spliced from 13 exons. Gene Ontology annotation, molecular function: methyltransferase activity; RNA binding. The record is from RefSeq and is a predicted model, not a curated record. Lineage: Eukaryota; Metazoa; Chordata; Mammalia; Artiodactyla; Hippopotamidae. The coding region runs from base 397 to 1806 and encodes 469 amino acids. Gene Ontology annotation, biological process: RNA methylation.
GCGGGAUUGGAACAUAGGCCGAGUUGAUGACAGCCUGGUGUUCACGUUUCUGCGCAGUUCACAGCGGAUUCAUUCCUCAGAAUUUUUUUUUUUUUCUCUGCAACGUGCGUGGCAUUGCCUCGCAGUGAUUUCCGUGGGCGUCGCUAAAGAAGGACCUGGGACCGCUUCGGUGGAGGCGAGGAAGCCACUCCAAACUGGCCAAGCUCCAGAAGGCGGGGAAGCUGCUCCGCGUUUCCCGUUUUAACUCGGCGUGAGCACCGCGCUUUUCCCGGGCAUCGGUGGUCCCGGCACGUCGUGGGUGGUAUUCAUUGCCCAGACGCUCACUGUAAUUCGGAGAGAGAAAAACCACCGUUUCCCGGCAUUUGUCGUGGAGGAGGAGAACUAAGCUAUAGGAAAAUGUCUGUUUUCCCUAAAAUAUCUUUGAGACUUGAGGUUGAAAACUAUCUUAAAGCGGGCUUUAUGAAUAAAGAGGUUGUAUCCGCUUUUGGUAAACAAGAAGCAGAAAGGAGGUUUGAAACUCUGCUACAUAACUUGUCCCACCCUCCAUCAUUCACAACUGUCAGAGUAAAUACGCACCUAGCCUCAGUACAACAUGUGAAAAAUCUGUUAUUUGAUGAGCUUCAGAAGCAAUUUAAUGGAUUAAGUUUUCCUAUUCUUCAACAUCCAGACCUUCAGGAUGUCUUACUUAUUCCUGUUGUUGGACCUAGGAAGAAUAUAAAACAACAGCCCUGUGAAGUCCUCGUUGGAGCCCAGUGUGGCAGUGCGGUGCUACGGGGAGGCCACGUCUAUGUUCCAGGAAUUGUGUCAGCCUCAACAUUUAUGAAACGUGGAGAUGUUGUUUCCGUGUACUCUGAUAUUAAAGGCACAUGUAAGAAAGGAGCCAAAGAAUUUGAUGGAACAAAAAUAUUUCUUGGAAAUGGGAUUUCUGAACUGAGCCGCAGAGAGAUCUUCAGCAGGCUGUGUGAACUGAAAGGUUUAGGAGUAAGAAUGAUGGAACCAGUAUAUCUUAGCCCCUCCUUUGACAAUGUACUGCCCAGCUACUUGUUUCUACAGAAUUUGCCAUCUGCGGUAGUAAGUCAUGUUCUGGAUCCCCAGCCUGGAGAGAAGAUUCUAGAUUUGUGUGCAGCACCCGGAGGCAAAACAACACACAUUGCAGCACUAAUGCAUGAUCAGGGAGAAGUGAUAGCACUGGAUAAAAUAUCCAAGAAAGUAGAAAAAAUAAAGCAGAAUGCAUUAUUGUUGGGGCUGAAUUCCAUCAGGGCAUUUUGCUUUGAUGGAACAAAGGCCCUCAAACUUGAUAUGGUUAAGGACACAGAUGGAGAACCUCCAUUCUCACCAGCAUCUUUUGACCGAAUUCUUCUGGAUGCACCCUGCAGUGGAAUGGGACAGAGACCAAACAUGGCUUGUAUUUGGACUUUGAAAGAAGUGACAUCAUAUCAACCAUUACAGCGAAAACUCUUCGCUGUGGCAGUUGAGCUGCUGAAGCCAGGGGGCGUGCUGGUUUAUAGCACCUGCACUGUCACCCUGGCAGAAAAUGAAGAACAGGUUGCCUGGGCCCUCAAGACAUUCCCUUGCCUUCGGCUUCAGCACCAGGACCCACAGGUUGGAGGAGAAGGGAUGCUGGGAGCUGGCCUGUCACCUGAACAGCUGAAACAGCUGCAGCGAUUUGAUCCCUCUGUGGUGCAGUCACAGGACAGAGACAUUGGUUCUCUCAGAGACUGCAGGACAGAAGACAUGAUUUGGCUUGCGAAUAAGGAUUGUAUAGGCUUUUUCAUUGCAAAAUUUAUAAAAUGCAGAAGCACGUAGGAGAAGGAUCCUUAGAAGUGAAAAUUCCAAAAGUUUGCAAUGUGUGUUUUUUUUGGUUUGUUGUUUUUAAACCCAAAACUGUUGUUAGACCACGUGAUUGAAGCUGUGGUUGCAGAGGAAACAGAAAAGGCUGUUCCACCAGGAAUCAAGAGACUCUACUUCACAGAGGAAGUAGCUGGGGGGUGGGGAGGGGAGCAGUUUGAGAUUAUAUCUUGUGUUUAUAAAAUACUUUUUCCUUUAUGGAUUUAGAGUAUAAAGAAAAGGAGAUGCCUGGAAUAUAUUUUAAUUUGGGGUCUUUGUUUUAAUUUGUAAAUAAUGCAAGUCAUUUUUAGUGUUAAAAUCAGUGGAUUUAACAAAGGAAUAAAAUUAGCAGUAUUUAAUUUGGUUAUAAAACACAUUUUUCCAUUAUUAGUUCCUAAGUACGAGUUCCUUCAGAAUUCAGGGUGUGGGAACUGUAACUUAAUUUAUCACGUGCCGGGAAGUGAGGUGGGGAUUUUACCUGACUUUUUCUGUUUACUAUUUGGUAAAUCAACCCUCUUUCAAGUGAAUUCUGGACUGCUCCCAAAUGACAGCCUCCCUUCACUAUGUCGACUUUUUUUUUCUUCUUUAUAUUUUAAACUAAAAACUAAAAUGAAUUUUUUAAAACUCUGUAGAUUAAAAUUGAGAUUAUUGCACAGUUUGGGUACCUUUUGUUCUCUAAUGGAAUACAUAUAAGUUCUUAGAGAUGUGAUUGGUGAGAAAGGCAUCUUGUGAGAGUUGGGAAGUGGCCAGCUCUCCUUGCUGUUCUCCCACUGAACUGAAACAACAACACACAACACCCUUUCCAGACCAAGCAACUGUGACUAGGAUAGAUCUAGACAAAACAAGACCACUUCACCAUCAAACCUGAAAUCACCCAAACCGCAGAAGUGACCAAACAUCACCCGUAGCAGCCAAUGUGUCCGUUAGGAAUUUCUCGAAACUCUUGUAUCCAUGCAGCACGCAAGGUCUCUCCGGAUCAGGUGAGAUCUUCAGAAGCCUCUGCUCUCCUUUCUUGCACACCUUUCGCUGAGGCUGGGUCAGGCAUGUCUCUCUCUACACCCCUCGUACCUCUGUCUCCUCCUGGCACGGCACUUGACAUCCCUCUAGUGUGCGGGGCUGGCCCCUGGCUGCUGCCCCCAGGCUUGGGAACAUCCGGGAGGCAGGAACCCUGCGCUUUCCAUACAGGUUCAGAGCAGAUCACCGUUAUACCGUAUUGAAUAAGGGAAAAGACACGUCAGGCGCCCUAAGGUUCAAACACGUGACUGACUGCUUUCCAUCCCUCGUUCUGCCCGAUGUCCAGUAGAUGUCAUUUGUCUAAAGAGAAACUGCUGUUUCUAGGGCUCGGCAUAGGUCCCCCAACUUUCAAUAUAUUUUUGAAAAACACAAACUCCAUCCCUUUUCAUGCUCUCUGCAGAGCCUUAGAUGCUAGGCUGGGAUGGAAACGGUAGGGAAGGAGGCUGGCAGCAAGUGUGUGAAGUUUUGAUUAAUACCAGCAGAUAUCAGAAUACAAGCAGUGCCGGCAAGACAGAGGAAAAAUAUUUGCAUAUUGAAAACACUCAGGACAAAUAAAAAAUAUUGUUAAAAUUUGUUCCUUUAACACACACUUUUCAGUAGCUUUCUUUAAAAAAAAAACAAAUUGGAAAAUAAAACACAUUCAAUCUUCAGGAACAUAGACAUUUAAGAAAAACUAUGAUAAAAGAACAAAAAUCAAGAAGAUGCGGAGUACAAUGAAUAUAUUAUUUUUUUAACAUAUUUAACAUUACCAUAGUUAUGUCCAUUAAACAGAAGCAGUUUAAUUCAACAGUGAGUAUAUUUUACUUCAAAAACCGUGUGUCACAUUUUAAAUAGUAAAGUACAAAUAGUUAAAAAUAUAACACAAUUCAGCAACUGACCCAGAGCCAUCUAAUUACCUGUUUUCUCCAACAGCACGACUCUUGAUGUAUUAAUAAGAUUAUCCGGGACUAGCAGCAUUGCGUCACUGAGCAAAGGGCAAGGAAUUAAAUUUGUCAUCAGAAUAGAUCUUCACUUUAAAAACGAAAAACACAAUUCAAAAUCAGAGGCAAGAAUCGCCAAACAUGUAGGAUGAGGGUGGGGGGACGUGGACUUUGCUGUGCUCAGACUUUCAGAGGCCUUUGACCUGCCCGAAGCUGUCACUUAUCAGCCAUCGUGGGGAGAUGACUGCAGCCCGUCAGGGAUGGGCAGCAUGCCCGCCCCCCCCCCCCCCGAAGUCGAAGUGCAGGAGCAGAGCCGAGGAGUCAGCAGGUUGGAAGCUCUCCUAGUGAGUCCCCUUCGGGAGCGAGCUUCCCCCCGGGCCCUGAGGGCUCGGCGGACCCGGGCAGCGCAGCGCAGAGCCACGUGGGUGGACGCCGCGGGCCCAGGCUGGCCGCUUCGCGCGUCUUCAGCAUUCACGCCACUCGCUCGCACACACGCUCACCCCAGACCCACACACACACAGGGGUUCCAGCUCCUAGACUCCAGUGCUGUGACCUAAGACACUAGCUACGCAGAACGUGGUCAUCACAAGUGUGAACUGCAUGGAGUAGAACAACCCUUGGAGUUUGGUUAUAUAUCCCAUAAUUUAUGGUCAACAUGAUAAACUUACAGGGAUGGUGAAACAUUCAGAAAUCAAACCUUUUCAAGUCAAGCAGCCACACGUAUUUACAGUAUGUACAGACUUUCUACUAGAAUGGGGGUAGGUGUCUAGACGAUGUAAUUACAAAUUUCCUGAAGGUGGGCAUUUCUAGUCCCUGUAAUUCAUAAAGCAAAUCUGCUGACUUGGCAUUAAGACUCUAAAAUAGUGUGAUCAAACUGAUAUAUAUAUAUAUUAUAUAAUUAUAAGAAGGUGUUGGCAGAAAUAACAUUUACAAACUGUCUAUACAGUACACAAUACUAGUACAUAGAAAAUAGAUUCUGACUUUAUGAUCCCCUUUGUGUAAGGCAAGACUGAAUCUGUCCCCAAAUUUAGUCAGCCAGAGGUACAAGCAGGAAAGUGGUCCAUGGAUGAAUAUGCAAAUCAGGUGCCUACAUAUUAAAAAUCGGGAGAAUCAAGAAAUUCCACUUUUUAUCGGGGCCGAUUCUGGCCGGCUGGAUACAACAACCACAUUUUUGAAAACAUCAUCUAUGCCUCUGAAAAGACUAACGCCACGUGGGUGGCAACCGAUCUUGUUCCAGUGGCAGAUAUCCCAGACAGUUUUCAAAGUCCAGGAGACAACCAGAGGACUGCAGCCUUUCCAGGCGAAUUUAUGUAGCACUUACAAAAGGAAAAAAAAAAAGUAUAUUAAUACUCUAUUUCAUGCUAUUGCUAGUCAAGCAACAGCCGUACGAAAUAUACAAGACAGAUCACAUGUGAUUGCAAUGUAGACCCCCCCCCCCCAAGACUGAGUUGGAAGGUGGUGGUAUACAAGACCUAGAAAUAAAAAAACCAACGACACAAAAGGGCAUAAGUCAUUGGCGGAUGUAAACAUCCCUGUUCCAGUCCCCAGCCUCAUUCCGUCUCCUGGACACCCCUUCCCCCUCCUUGUCAC